Molecule: messenger RNA, 918 nt
Organism: Papaver somniferum (opium poppy)
Lineage: Eukaryota; Viridiplantae; Streptophyta; Magnoliopsida; Ranunculales; Papaveraceae
Product: dirigent protein 1-like
Exons: 1
Coding region: 95-793 (232 amino acids)
Source: RefSeq, a predicted model, not a curated record
CAUUGUUCAUAUGCCCUACCGUACAUAUAUACAUUAAUACACAGGCAGCAGAGUUCUAGACAUUUGAAGAGAGAGAGGAGAACUUCUAAAAAUCAUGGGUGCUAUGAAGUUUUUCUCAUUUCUUGCUGUUGCGAUGGUUUUAUCGCUUGCCCAUAUACAAGCUCAACAAGGUAAUUGGGGGGACGAAACAGUUCCAUACACAAUGGGUCCGGAGAAGAUAACAAAGUUGCGCUUUUACUUCCACGAUAUUGUCACCGGCAACAAUCCAACCGCGGUUCAGAUAGCUCAGGCAACAGGAACAAACUCUUCUUCUACACUGUUUGGAGCCUUGUUUAUGAUAGAUGACCCUUUGACUGAAGGUCCCGACCCCGAUUCUAGACUGGUCGGCCGAGCUCAAGGUUUUUAUGGAUCAGCUGGACAGAACGAAGCAGCUUUGAUCUUGGGAAUGAGUCUAGUUUUUACUGGAAAUGAGAAGUUUAACGGGUCAACCAUUAGCGUGUUGAGCCGAAAUCCUGUCACCCAUACAGAACGGGAAUUCGCGAUUGUUGGUGGAACCGGAUAUUUUCAGUUUGCUCGCGGGUUUAUUAGUGCUAAGACCUAUAGCCUCGUCGGGCCAAAUGCUGUUGUCGAGUACAAUUGUACUAUCGUUCACCCAAGCUCGGUUUCAGAGUCGGGCAAAUCAAAUUCUAGCCCAGGCAAAUCGGAUUCCAACUCAGGGUCCCAAAUCUCUUUAGGGUCCAAUCUUGUAUUUGUUUCGGUUAUUGCGUAUGUAACUAUAAUUUUAUCUCUAUAGCACUUCAGCUGGUAGCAUGUAUAUACGUUGUAAUCAACUUCAAAGUUGUAAGCUCAACCUUAAUCAGCUUGUAGUAGUGGAUUCUUCAAUAAAAUGCAUUUUGCCAAAGAAAACAAUUUAUGCUA